GCGGGCGGCUGUGAGGCGGCGCCUUCAUGAGCGGGCGCUGCCGGGCGGUCGCCGCCUCCCUGCUGCGGGGGCUCCUUGGCCCUGUCGCCCUCAGUCUGGGCAGGAGCAUGAGCCUCUGCGGGGCGCCGGCCGCGGGCGGCGCCGGCACCGACGGCUCUUCCUCCUCCUCCUUCUCGGCGCGGCUGAGCCCGCCGUGGCUGCGGCUGCCUGAGGUGCCGGGUGCGGAGCCGCAGCGGGCCAACGAGCUGCUGCUGCUGGUGCCACCGGCCCCGCGCGGCCCGGCCCCGCCUCAGCAUCACGUCGUGUACUUCCCGGGGGACGUGCAGAACUAUUAUGACAUCAUGUCUUGCCACCCAGAAAACUUUCAGUGGGAGCAGUGGAGUUUUGAAAAUGUUGCUACCAUACUUGCUCGCCGAUUCCCUAAUAGCUUUAUUUGGGUUGUAAAGUGUUCUCGAAUGCACCUGCACAAAUUCAGUUGUUAUGACAACUUCGUGGCUAGCAACAUGUUUGGAGCACCAGAGCACAGCACCGACUUCGGAGCUUUCAAGCAUCUCCAUGCAUUGCUAGUUAAUGCAUUCAGAUUCUCUCAGAAUAUUCUGCUGUCCCAGAAAACCGUGCAUGGUUUCAACAAGGAUGCAAAAAUAUCUGCUUGUAAAUCACAGCCGCAGUCUGUACCUACAGCAAAUGGCUGCUCAUCCACAGAAGAGAGAGAUUAUGAAUGCUCUAAUAAUUCUGCUAUGGACUUCGUUAUGCCGUCUGCUGUAGGUGCGGUGUCAUUUACUUUGAUUGGCUUCAGUAAAGGUUGUGUGGUUUUGAACCAGCUGCUUUAUGAGCUGAAGGAAGCUAAAAAAGACAAGAAUACAGAUGCCUUCGUAAAAAACAUAAAAGCAAUUUACUGGUUGGAUGGUGGUCACUCGGGAGGAAGCAAUACUUGGGUUACUUACCCUGAAGUGCUGAAAGAACUUGCACAGACAGGAAUUAAAGUUCAUGCUCAUGUUACUCCAUACCAAGUAUUUGACACAAUGAGGUCAUGGAUUGGGAGAGAGCAUGAGAAAUUUGUACAGACACUUGAAGAACUUGGUGUGGAAAUAAAUGAUCAAAUACAUUUUGCUGAUGAAGUUCCCUCCUUAGAUAACCAUUUCAGAGUUCAUGAAGUAUUUUGAGACUGCAUGUAUCUGAGUAGUAUAUUCAUUGCAAAAGCACUUUUGAUACUAAGUCCUGACAUCUAGAUUUACAACUUUGAGCAGAUGCUUUCUGAAGAGAAUACUAAAUCAGCCCUGUGUUACUAAUGGAUACUAUAUAUGCAUUUCAAUAGCUUAAAAAGGAGGUUUGGGACCCCCUAACUACAGGAGAUGUCAUUUGAUUCCUGGAAGGAAAAAAAGUUAUGAAGAAUUAUUCUAUAUGUUUUGUGUUAAGUGUGAGCAUUUCUUGACAAAAUGUUGACAGAAUUUUUAGUCCUGGAUGUCCAAAGUUGUAUACUGCCUCUAAUGGGAAUUUUAAGUGCUCAAGACCUUCAAAUGUCUGGAUACUUCAAUUUAGUAGCUUCCAGGGCUGAAAAUUUUGGUCUCUGUCAAUAGCAGGUAAAGCAUUAAUUUUUCAGCAUAAGGAUAGUGGUGAUUGUUAUGGUAGUCUUAGGUAUGUAUUUUGUUGAAAACUGUUUUCAAUAGUUAAUUAAAUCUUCCAGUUUUGCUACAUUUCUCCUAACAGAAACAAAAUCUCAAGUUUACCUUUGGAAUAAUUGUGCCAAUCUGUUUUUCUUCCUUAUGAGCGCCUUGCCUUUUCUGUGGCUAUAAAGUUUCCUUAACUCAUUGCCUAGCAUUUUCUAGUGAAUAGCCAGUUUGCCUGAGGAGCUUGAAAAUUUUGCCAUAAUUGUGUCAAGUGACCAAGAAUGUUCAUAAGGGUGUAGUCUGUCGCUGUUUCAACGUACCUUGCUAUUGUUUUGACUAACUUCUAUAAGGACCAGCAGAAAUAUCUGCAUUUUCAACUCAAGACGUCUCUUUAUCCCUUCUGACUUUGGACUGGUGAGGUUUUUCUUCCAAAUUGCGGCAUUGGUGUUCAUCUAAAUCGGGGCAUAAGUACAUGAUGAGAAGUUGCAUAAAAAAUAUUAGACUCUGUUGACUGUAGCUGUUUAAUAAUGCUCCCAUUUGUAGAACUGUUCUCUCCUUUAGAUGUACUGCAGUAGCUGUUAAUACUGCCACCCAAAAAAUCUAUUUUCAGAGCUCAGUGCUCAAUACAAAAACAAAAACUCAACAACUCUAAAUAUAAAGCUAGACAAAUUAGAUGCAAAAUGUGUCAUCUAUUUCAGGCCCCAAACCUGAAAGUUCUUCAGAAAAAGAAACUACCGAAACAGGGACACAUGGGGAUAUUACCACAAUUUUUCUACUGUUGUAAGUAACUUUUUCAAUUUAUCUACAAAUAAAUCUUAGGAAAUCCCUUGUAUAACAACUGCAGCUUUCAACAAUAAACCUGUAGCUUAAAAUGGUUCUGGGUUUUCUGAAAGCACAAAAGCAAAUUAGCAAAUCUCUGUGAAGAUCACACAAACAAAUACAUCUCAAUUCUGAAAAAAAAAAAAAAAAGAAAAGGUGUUAUACUCAACUUUGUUCCUGUGUUUCACUAUUUAGCAAAACAUUCCCUAUAUUUUUUGCAGCUUCUUACUCUUACACUGUGGAAGGAAGGACCUGUGUCAUCUUUCCUUUGCUGACACCCUUUAAAUUUAUAGGGUUCACUGGAGACGGUAUUUGACAUCUCUUGCAGGGGUAGUGAACAUGUUAAUGACCAUUGAAGAAUGAGAAAUGUGUGUUGAACUCUUAAGAAGACUUCUUUCUACUGCUUUUAUUAUUUUGAGUGUAAAAAGAUUAUGCAUACAGUAUGUACCUUACAAUGUAAAAGGGAGCUCUAUCACUAAUAAUUAGACUAUAUGUAACAACUUUAUCAAAAGUGGAAAUAAUCUAUUUUAAUUGAUGGAGAAAAGAGCAACAUGCAAACCAACUGUAGUAUUUUGUAAAAGAAUCUGAAAUGUAGUUCCAUUUUAAAAAAAAAAAAAAAAAAAAAAAAACUUUCCUGGAGAUUUCAUUUGACCCUAUUUACCCACGGAUUACCUACCUUUACCGAUAGUGGGCUUAUAAGAACUUAUCUGUUCUAAGGGAUGCUAUUUCCCUUUAUUUCUCCUCUUGAUAACAUUUGCAGCAUAUGCCAGGACUCUUUCCUGUAUAGGAAAUGUGGAUCACCUUAGAAAUAGUUUUAAUAGCCUACACAUGCCUGCAAAUUGCUUGAAAUAUCUUUGAUUAUCCAUAAUUAAAUUGAAAAAAGGUAAACAAAUAUACCACUGCUCUUGUUCCCUGACAGUUCAAUUUCAAUAUUUUCAAAAUUAACCAGACUAAUUUGGGUAUGCUAAGACUUGCCCUAUCCAAUGGCAGCACAGAUCACAGACCAAUUUCAAAACAGUUUAGUGCUAGCCAAAACACCAGGAGCUGGUUGUUGCAAGCUUUGGAAAACAGUUAUGAAAAUAUUGUAAUCAUCUCCAGAAGUUUCUGAAUGGCUGUCCUAUGAAAAUAAUAUUAAUCUGUUUGAUGGAGGCACCUUACAAUAACUGCUAAAAUCAGCUCAAUUUUUGCUGUAUUCCUUUACAACAAAGUGCUUAUUCUUUAAAGCUUGUUGCUAAUCUUGUCAUGAGACUUAAUGUUGUGGAGGGAAAACUGACUGGUUGUUUUUCACUCUCUUAACAGUUCUAGUUCUCAGUUGGAAUGUGCCUCUAUCAUUCACCAUACUGCAUGCAAAAAUGUUAUGCAAUGAUUGUAGAAAAUAAACCAUUUCUAAUGGGUGAGAACAUUUCAAUGUGAAUGUAAAAUGAUUAAACAAGGAAUGUGCAGUUAA
This is a messenger RNA of Oxyura jamaicensis (ruddy duck), 3873 nucleotides long. It is a transcript of the gene C7H2orf69, whose product is annotated as chromosome 7 C2orf69 homolog. Gene Ontology annotation, cellular component: mitochondrion. The transcript has 2 exons. The coding region runs from base 27 to 1163 and encodes 378 amino acids. NCBI's taxonomy places the organism in Eukaryota, Metazoa, Chordata, Aves, Anseriformes, Anatidae. The record is from RefSeq and is a predicted model, not a curated record.